Molecule: messenger RNA, 911 nt
Organism: Blastomyces gilchristii SLH14081
Lineage: Eukaryota; Fungi; Ascomycota; Eurotiomycetes; Onygenales; Ajellomycetaceae
Exons: 2
Coding region: 285-620 (111 amino acids)
Source: RefSeq, a predicted model, not a curated record
CUCGACCCCCAAAUAAUCAUGUAUCCAUAUGUUGUGCUCGUGAACCUUCGCGCACCCUGAUGCUCGGCCCCCAGCUUGAUCUGACAAUUACCAACAACAAGUGUUGGGCAUCCAUCUCUUACCCGGCGAAGCUAGCCAAAACUUUCAUACUUUGCAGAUUCACAUAUGCCCCUGCGACAGAGGUUCCCCCUCCCGUUCCCCUCCCCCCCUCCUCCUCCUCCCCCCACGCUGAAAUUCAGCGUUCACGCCUUCUCUAGUGUGGGGGAAACAUUUCUGGGGGAAAGAUGUCGAAAAGUUCAUUCGCAACAAACACGGUUUCCAAAAAUAUCGGCGCACGCACUGGAUCAAAUCCCAUGGCAUCCCACCGACAAAAGGACGUGGGGGGUAUGUAUGUAUGUAUGGCGUGUGCCUUUGGCCCUUUGGAGUUGUUGGCCUUGCUCGCUGUUGGAUAUGCCGAGCCCCCCCCCCCCGUGCUUCGUGUGACCAGCCACAGGAUGUCGGUGAUGUGUUUUUUGAGGUUGCUUGUCUGUUCACGGUCCAAAAUCUCACACCCAUCGCGAAGCUCAAUCAAUACUAGUAUAAACACUGUGGGAGCUAAGCUUUUUGUUAUUGGGGGUUAGAGUGUUUGAUUUCUCAGGAAAGCUUAGGUAGUGUCCACGGGUAUUAGAGCUUGCUAUCCUCCGCCGCGUAUAGAACCACCGUUGCGGGUAGAAAACAAGGGGAAAAUUAAGCCAGAAGAAGAAGAAGAAGAAGAAGAAGAAGAAGAAGAUUGUAGCCGAUUGACUCCAAGAAUUUUCACAUUAUUACCUGGAAAACUACGCAGUUUCGUCGCAUGGGAGUCUCACCUUUCAGCCAGUAGAUCUUUAGUUACGUAUGUCAAUACCAAAUUGGGAAUCUAGCCCUAACUUCCC